This is a messenger RNA of Lotus japonicus, 765 nucleotides long. RefSeq lists its product as uncharacterized. NCBI's taxonomy places the organism in Eukaryota, Viridiplantae, Streptophyta, Magnoliopsida, Fabales, Fabaceae. Gene Ontology annotation, molecular function: RNA-DNA hybrid ribonuclease activity; nucleic acid binding. The coding region runs from base 1 to 765 and encodes 254 amino acids. The transcript has a single exon. The record is from RefSeq and is a predicted model, not a curated record.
AUGGUUUGCGAGUUUCCUGGGUUCCGCUUGGAGCAAGAACGCUGUUUUCGUGAUUUUAUGCUUGACUUCUUGCAGGUUGUUGAUGAUGAAGGGCUGGGGGUUUUUCUUGAGACACUGUAUGUGGUGUGGAGCUCGCGGAAUGACUUAGUGUUCAAUGACGCAACCUCUACGGUGGAUCAGAUGCUACGCCACUGCUCUCUUCUCCAUCCGGGACCAGCUAUGGUGGAGGCCACUGCCCGUUCGCACCAGCCCCACCCCUCGAAGUGGUCACGGCCAUCUCUAGGCACUUUCAAGAUUAAUUUUGACGUAUCAGUCAAUCAGGAAGGCCAUAGUGGGUUUGGGUUCAUUGCUCGGAACAAUCACAGUGAAGUCCUUGCAUCAACGUGUUGGAGAUAUGGUCUUGUCACCUCUCCAACGGUUGCGGAAGCUCUCUCUAUGCGAUGGUCGAUGAUUUUGGCUAGGGACCUUGGUUUCAGAUGGGUCGUUUUUGGAACGGAUUGCUCUCUCUUGUUUCAAGCUUGGAAACGCAAGGGUGGUGGUUGCUCUUUUUUAGAUUCUAUUGUGAGGGAUUGUAUUUUUUUGCUUUUAGACUUUGAUGUUUUUUCCUUACUGUUUGUCCGCCAUACAGGAAACUGUGCGGCCGACGCUUUAGCGUCUUUAUCGUUUUCGCAGGGUGAGUUUGUGUGGAUUGAGGAUGUCCCUCCUCAGCUUAUUGGCAUUGUCCAAUUUGAUGUACUGGCCCUUGUGCUUCCUACUUCUUCUUAA